Penicillium samsonianum is the source of this 2793-nucleotide messenger RNA. RefSeq names its product KilA-N domain-containing protein. Gene Ontology annotation, cellular component: nucleus. Bases 373 to 2793 code for a protein of 806 amino acids. Gene Ontology annotation, biological process: positive regulation of transcription by RNA polymerase II. Gene Ontology annotation, molecular function: DNA-binding transcription factor activity; sequence-specific DNA binding. The transcript is spliced from 4 exons. The record is from RefSeq and is a predicted model, not a curated record. Lineage: Eukaryota; Fungi; Ascomycota; Eurotiomycetes; Eurotiales; Aspergillaceae.
CCGGGUCCACUGUGAUUGAUUCGAUGGCCUCUCUCUCACUUUCUCUUUUUUCUCUCUUCUUCGUCUCUCCCUCAAAAGACGGGGCAAGCCGGGAUUUUCUGCAGACAACAUUCUUCUCUUUCUUCUCUUGAAAACCUUAGUCAGCUUCAUCUUAUCCUCCACUGAUCGACUUUCCCGCUGCGGCUCAGCGUCAUUUCGCCUUCACCUCUUUUCCCCUCUCUUAACCUAAGUUUCACUGUACGAUUUGUACGAUUUCCUUGUUUUAUUUUUAAGGUCUCUUUUCCCUUUGCCCCAUUUUUAUUUUUUAUUUUAUUUGCUUUAUACAUUUGUUUCCUUUUCAAACGCCAUCUAUCCAGCCUGCAGUGCAUAGGGAUGCGUUUGCUGCACCACCCCAGCCUCCACCUUUCUCACGCUGGACGAUAUUUACGUCCGCUGCUCGCUUCAUUCCUCCUCUAUUCUAAACCGUUUAUCCGUGCAACCGAAAAGCUGGAGCUGCCAUCGAUCUCGCAGGUCCAUACCCGCGGUCCUGCUGACAUCCCCUGGUACAACCAUCACGCGGCAGAACGACCGUUAUUGCCCGGCGACAAACUCCCCGCUCUCAGCCUGCCGACAGCCACCCAGGGCCUCUCCCGGACCGCCUAUCACGAUCCGUCUGUGACCAAUUCCACCAACUCUAGCGCUCGCACGAGUCUGUCUGGUGCCUCCGUGCCUGUCAACGAACCCAGGAGCCCCCCGUCCUCUGCGGACCUGUCUGGGACCCAGGGCCGACUUUCCCUAGAUUCUUCCGCGACUGAAUACAGUCUCCCGCCUUCGGUCAACGAAGGAUACUAUCCUAGCCCGACUUCUCUCGGCAGCAUGAACCAGACCCAGCAGUAUAUGGAUGUCCACUCGCACAUGUCUUCUGCUCAGUCAUACGCUCCUCAAGGCGCAACCGCAGGUGCAAUGUCCCACUAUCAGUACCACGGGCAACCCCCUGUGAUGCAGCCCGCCUCUUCUUACGCCCCGGCUGCUUACCCCCAAUAUGGAUACGCCCCUGGCGUUACCUCACCCCCAACGGGACACCCACCAAGCUCUAUGGGUGGCCAGAUGCCGGCUCAGUUGCUGCCGUUGCCUGGUAAGCUCCAAAGCCAGAACGUGAUCGAUGAUUAUUCUGAUCGUUAUCAAGUGAGCAAUCACAAUGUGGCACCUCCGAGUGGGUAUGGGAACAACACUGGUGCUCCGCUACAAGGGUUCGUCUUUGAUGGUACCGGUCAAGUUGCCCCUCCGGGAGCAAAGCCCCGAGUGACAGCCACAUUAUGGGAAGAUGAGGGGAGCCUCUGCUACCAGGUGGAAGCGAAGGGAGUGUGUGUAGCUCGUCGAGAGGACAACCACAUGAUCAAUGGUACAAAGCUGCUAAAUGUAGCUGGCAUGACCCGUGGUCGACGUGAUGGAAUUCUCAAAAGCGAAAAGCUUCGCCAUGUUGUGAAAAUUGGUCCGAUGCAUUUGAAAGGUGUCUGGAUCCCAUUUGAGCGUGCUCUGGAAUUUGCCAACAAGGAGAAGAUCACCGAUCUCUUGUACCCACUCUUUGUGCAUAAUAUCGGUGGUCUUCUAUACCACCCGGCCAACCAGACUCGGACAAACAUGGUAGUGCAAGAGUCCCAGCAGCGACGUUUGGAAGGCCCUCCUCCGGGUCCCCAGCGCACUCCAUCUGGCUCUCAGCAACCCCCGAUUCACCAUCACCACCCCUCUCUGCAGACGCCCAUGUCUUCUCAUAUGUCCCAAGGCCCAAUGAGUGGCCAGCCUGGCUCCAGACCAGGCCUCGAGCGUGCCAACACCUUUCCCACACCGCCAGCCAGCGCAUCCAGCCUGAUGGGCGUCACCAAUCAAGGCAGUUCAUACGAAUGGGGCGGACAAGUGCCACACACACAGCCCCUGUCCAUUGACACCACAUUGAGCAACCAGCGCUCAAUGCCAACCACCCCCGCAACCACCCCGCCGGGUAACAACAUGCACGGCUUGCCUGCCUACCAAGGCCAGGGAGGCUACGACAGCUCCAAGCCCUACUACUCCGCGGCACCACAAACGCAUGCCCAAUACGCGCCGCACACCCCAUUGACCAAUUCAGGGAUGUCCAGCUACGGCCAACCCUUGCCCGGUGGGUACAUGAAAAGCGAGAUGGCGCCACCAAACCCUCGCCCCGGUGCCUCAGAGCCCGAAACCUCCGAGCGCGACUCAAACCGCUACAGCCAGAGCAAUGGGCCCGGCGAGCCCGUCGCCGAGCACGACCAGGAGUACAUGCAAGACCACAACGCCGGCUACAACUCCAACCGCGGCUCCUACACCUACACCACAAACCCCUCCGUCAGCUCUCUGACCGGCGAGCACUCCCAGCUCACCCCGGAGAUGACCAGCUCCCCGAGCCAGCAAAACGGCUCCGGUCGCAUGACUCCGCGCACGGGCGCCGGCCCGCCUCCCCACUGGGCUUCGGGGUAUAACACCCCUCCUCGUCCCGCUGCCGCCACUACCCUGUACAACGCUGUCAGUGAUACGCGCGGUACCCCGGCCAACGGUGCUUCGGACCCUUACUCCAUGGCCUCGACCACGGCCCCGGUCUACCCGGCUGGAAAUGGCUCGUUGAGUGCGGGCAGCAAGCGCAUGCGCGAGGACGACGAUAUCCGCCCCGAGAGUUCCGCUGAGUACGAGACCUCGAAGCGCCGCAAGACGAUCACCGAUUCUACUCUCGGUGGUCCGGUCGGUGGCCCACCUAUUCUUCAGCCGAUGAAGCCUAGUGGGGUCAUGGCUCGUCAUCGGUGA